Molecule: messenger RNA, 3572 nt
Organism: Acipenser ruthenus (sterlet)
Lineage: Eukaryota; Metazoa; Chordata; Actinopteri; Acipenseriformes; Acipenseridae
Product: serine/threonine-protein phosphatase 2A regulatory subunit B'' subunit beta-like
Exons: 14
Coding region: 238-1863 (541 amino acids)
Biological process (GO): protein dephosphorylation
Cellular component (GO): protein phosphatase type 2A complex
Molecular function (GO): calcium ion binding; protein phosphatase regulator activity
Source: RefSeq, a predicted model, not a curated record
CGUGUCUAACCUCACUAUGGUAACCACCACAAAUGAUUUCCUCGCGAUAUGUGGGCUCCCCAGUAACCAAAUACAAAACGAGAGUUCAAUUCAAAGUGAACCGCGUUGGUUUGAAUGAUUGAAGAAUCUUAUUUGAACAAAACACAGGGCAGAAUGUAUUAAAAAGGCUGAAGUCGUUUUCAGAUUGCCAGCGGAAUAUUGUAUGUUCCUUUCUUUUGAGAUCUUCAGUUACAGUAAAUGAAGUUAAAGAUGCCUGCGGCACCUGUUCUUCAACCUGUCCUGAAAAUGAAAGUUGAUGAACUCUUUCUAAACUGGUUGAGUGAAACAACCACACAGUUGAUGCUCAAGGAUUACCUCAAACGGAUCAAGAAUGGAGAGAGGUUUGAAUGUGGUGAAGGGGAUUUGAAAGACAACAGGCUUUUAGUUUGUAGUGAAAAUAAGAACAAUUUCAGAUCGAAGCAGAAGGUGACUGAUAAAGCAGUCUCCUCUUUAAGUGCUCCUUCAAGUCCUCCCUCCCCCAUUACUAAAGCACUACCAUCUGGUAACACUGGCAGUCCGAGGGUGGGUCAUAAUAGAGCAGUACGACGAUCAAUAGGUUCUAAACUGGCUCAAGUAAAGAAAGAGGAACCCCUAACACCAGCACUAAGUGAAAGCAUUCCAAAAUUUUACUUCCCUCGAGGACGGCCUAAACCAAAUAUCAACAUUGACGCUCUAAUUUCCAGGAUAGAGAAAACUUUUUCACAAUUCCCAAAUGAAAGGGCUACUCUGGAAGACAUGGGGAAGGUAGCCAAAGCCUGUGAGUGCCCACUCUACUGGAAAGCUCCAUUGUUCUAUGCCGCUGGUGGGGACAGAACAGGAUUUGUGUCAGUUCACAAAUUCAUUGCAAUGUGGAGAAAAAAAAUACAGACCUGCCACGAUGAUGCAGCAAAGUUUGUCCACCUUUUGGCCAAACCAAGCUGUAAUUAUCUAGAACAAGAGGACUUGAUUCCAUUCCUUCAGGAUGUGGUAAAUACACAUGCUGGUCUCACAUUUCUAAGGGAGGCAUCAGACUUUCAUUCUCGUUAUAUUACCACAGUUAUUCAGAGGAUAUUUUAUAAUGUAAACAGAUCAUGGACUGGAAAAAUAACUUGUUCAGAUCUCAGAAAAAGCAGUUUCUUGCAGAAUGUGGCAUUGCUGGAAGAGGAGGAGGAUGUUAAUCAGCUUACUGAGUAUUUCUCUUAUGAGCAUUUCUAUGUCAUUUACUGCAAGUUUUGGGAGCUAGACGCAGACCACGACCUUUACAUUGAUCAGAAGGACUUGGCCAGGCACAAUGACCAUGCAUUAUCCCAUAAAAUGAUUGAAAGAAUAUUCUCUGGAGCAGUUACAAGAGGCAGAAAAGCUCAAAAGGAAAGAAAAAUGAGCUAUGCUGACUUUGUGUGGUUUCUAAUUUCUGAAGAGGACAAAAAGACAAACACAAGCAUAGAGUACUGGUUCCGGUGUAUGGAUCUUGAUGGAGAUGGAGUGCUGUCUAUGUAUGAGCUUGAAUAUUUCUAUGAGGAGCAAUGCCAAAAGCUGGAAAACAUGGCCAUAGAACCACUACCUUUUGAAGAUUGCCUCUGCCAAAUGCUGGACCUUGUUAAACCGGAAUGUGAAGGCAAGAUUACCCUCCAUGACCUGAAGAAGUGCAAGUUGUCGCAUAUAUUUUUUGAUACCUUUUUUAACAUUGAGAAGUAUUUGGACCAUGAGCAGAAAGAUCCAUUUUCAAGGGAUGAAGAGAAUGAAGGGCAAGAGAUUUCUGAUUGGGAGAGGUACGCUGCAGAGGAAUAUGAAAUCCUGGUAGCUGAAGAAGCAGCCAACGAACAGUUUGAUGGGUACAUGAGGUAGAACUCCCAGUACAUCAGGAAAUGGUUGGGAGUUCCAUGCUGCCUCAGCAGAGUGGGCCUCUAUGGUAAAGGAAUACUGCAGCUACCAGAGGAUUUGUGGCACUCUAUCUACAACCCGGUUUCUCAGAGACGUCGGAUUCAGUGGCCAAGAGUUGCGUCGCACAGUGAAGAACUUAUCUGAAGCAGCAACUGGCUGUGGUUGAGACGGAAAGAUUCUGGCUGGCACAAUAGAAAGAAAGAAACACUGAUGUACGGGUAAGUAAGCUGGGCUGAGUUGAGUGGGGAACGGAGGGGGGUGAUGCUGGGACGCCAGAAUCACCGUCGAGCCCUCUUGAAGUGUUGUGGGCUAGUCGACAAAACACCGAGGAUGGAAGGUGCCCGCUUGAAGACCCCAGAGAUGUACCCUACUUAGCUCAAUCCAGGCGGUUGUCAUGCUGAUGCGCUGGGGAGACCGCACUGUGGUUGAUCCCCGGAGCCAGCAUCGCAGCCAUUGUGUGUGCUGAUGCGCUAGGGAGGUAGUACAAGGCAUAGAAGUCAGUGAAACUUUAACACAUGUCAAACGGAACAAAACGUUUGUUUAAUAUAUCUGGCUUAUUCAUUGCUCCAUGAAGAAGGCGUAGCUGAUGACCAAAGCCUCAAAGGAAAUGAAGAAAAUAUGCCCAUUUGCAGUUACGAGUGUUAUGCCUAUUUACUUCUUGUAUAAUUAAUUUACAGGAACAGAACCUAUGAUUUUUUCAACAAUGUAGUUUAACACAUUGGCGUGUGCUAAAUUGGGGGUGAUGCUGGGACGCCAGAAUCACCGUCGAGCCCUCUUGAAGUGUUGUGGGCUAGUCGACAAAACACAGAGGAUGGAAGGUGCCCGCUUGAAGACCCCAGAGAUGUACCCUACUUAGCUCAAUCCAGGCGGUUGUCAUGCUGAUGCGCUGGGGAGACCGCACUGUGGUUGAUCCCCGGAGCCAGCAUCGCAGCCAUUGUGUGUGCUGAUGCGCUAGGGAGGUAGUACAAGGCAUAGAAGUCAGUGAAACUUUAACACAUGUCAAACGGAACAAAACGUUUGUUUAAUAUAUCUGGCUUAUUCAUUGCUCCAUGGAGAAGGCGUAGCUGAUGACCAAAGCCUCAGAGGAAAUGAAGAAAAUAUGCCCAUUUGCAGUUACGAGUGUUAUGCCUAUUUACUUCUUGUAUAAUUAAUUUACAGGAACAGAACCUAUGAUUUUUUCAACAAUGUAGUUUAACACAUUGGCGUGUGCUAAAUUGGGGGUGAUGCUGGGACGCCAGAAUCACCGUCGAGCCCUCUUGAAGUGUUGUGGGCUAGUCGACAAAACACAGAGGAUGGAAGGUGCCCGCUUGAAGACCCCAGAGAUGUACCCUACUUAGCUCAAUCCAGGCGGUUGUCAUGCUGAUGCGCUGGGGAGACCGCACUGUGGUUGAUCCCCGGAGCCAGCAUCGCAGCCAUUGUGUGUGCUGAUGCGCUAGGGAGGCUAUAAGCUGAUCCCUGGAGCCAGCAUUACACUUCAGCCAUCAACACCAGACAGAAGGAUAUCUACAUCAUCAUAUGGAAGGAAACGCAAAUGGAUGGAGACACAGAUGGAUCACAUUAGUUUACUGUAAAGCUACGUCUUAGUUGGUGCUUAUCUUGGCGAGAGCCGAGUUCAAAUCAGCAUGAAGUUUUAACAUCUACUCUUGUGUAAUGGAAAUCAUUUUAUAAUUUUU